This is a messenger RNA of Dissoconium aciculare CBS 342.82, 1442 nucleotides long. Its product is annotated as NAD(P)-binding protein. The coding region runs from base 225 to 1190 and encodes 321 amino acids. The transcript has 3 exons. Gene Ontology annotation, molecular function: oxidoreductase activity. NCBI's taxonomy places the organism in Eukaryota, Fungi, Ascomycota, Dothideomycetes, Mycosphaerellales, Dissoconiaceae. The record is from RefSeq and is a predicted model, not a curated record.
CUCACCAUUGACACGACAAUGGCAUCACAUCUCAUUCUGCAUUGCAUUCGGAAGACACAUCACAUGUGAGGAUCUAAGAGUCCAUAUCUUGACUCGAUCCGGUCUUCGAGGUUCUGUUCAACCAUCCCUCAGCCGCUGCGGGACGAAAAGAUCUCCCGCGUUUUGAAUCAUCCUUGAACUCGUCGAAGGAUAAUCACUGGUCUCCGCAUCUCAUAUCUCUCACAAUGGUCUCCGCCAAACCUGUAGCGAUCGUAGUAGGAGCCUCAAGAGGAAUCGGCCGCCAGAUCGCCGUCGACCUCGCAAAGAACGGCUAUGCGGUCGUUGUAGCAGCCAAAACCAUCUCCGACCCCAAUUCGACUGCGCCCUUCCCUCCCGAUCCCAACUCCUCGGCCUCGACCAUCACCACCGUUGCUCGCGAGAUCACGACAGCCGGCGGCGAUGCCUUGGCCAUCCAGCUUGACGUGCGCUCUGCUGAUGACAUCGAGGCCGUAGUGAAGCGCGUGGCGCAGCAGUAUGGUCGCAUCGAUGUGCUUGUCUACAACAGCGGGGCGAUCUGGUGGUCGAGUGUUGCCCAGACGCCGAUGAAACGCUUCCAGCUUAUGCAGCGGGUGAACAUCGAAGGCCUCUACGGUAUGGUACAGGCGGUGUUGCCGCACUUGUAUCGAAACGGAGACGGGAAGAAAGGGGCGGGCAGGAUCGUGGUCGUGAGUCCGCCAGUGUACAGUCGGUUCUUCCGCGGCAAGACGGCGUACGCGAUGGGUAAGGUCGGCAUGUCAGUGUUGACGAUGGGCCUUGCGAUGGACUUUGAGCGGGAAGGGAGGAGCGAUACCAUGGCGAUUUCCAGCAUCUGGCCGGCGGCGGCCAUCAACUCCGCAGCGACGCAGAAGAACCAACGCCCGGAGCAAUUCGAGGAGAUGCAGCGGCAGCUCCGCCGCCCCGAGAUCUUCUCGGACGCCAUCCUCGCCAUCCUGCGGGCGCCGACCCCGGACGUCAACGGCAAGACCUUGCUGGACGAGGAUUUCCUGCGCGACCACGAGCACGUGACCGAUUUCUCGAAGUAUGCCCUGGUGCCGGGGACGACGCCCAGGCGGAUCAUGCCGGAGGCUUUCCCAGACCUGCGCGUCCGCGAGCAGGACGAUGAAGGAAACCGGGUGGACAGUGUGGAGUUGAGGAAGAAGGCGAAGCUGUGAGGGAGGGAAGGCUUGUGGGUCUGUGAUGCAUGUGUACUAGGGUUGGGCAUGUGGUUAGGGUUGUGGUUCUGGCAGAUUGUGGUUCUUGUUCAAGGCAUAAGUCAAUGAUGUAAACGAGUGUUCGCGGUUUACCACCAUCAGUUGAAGACUCUUUGGACGUGGUAAUGACGACGAAUGAUGGCCACAGUGACUGAAUUUCUCACCGGACCACCAAUCUUCCCUUGAUGAAAUGCUGGCAAUUUCCACCUCCCG